AUGCACCUUCGAGGCCAAGUAACAACCUCGAAUGAAGGCAUCCUCUUUUCUGCCCCACCUCCGUAUGAAUCCCAUGUGGGUCUUCGCCAACCUCACGAAUUGAUGAGACGAACGGGAGUUCGAUCUUCGCAUGGAGGCAUCUGGCGUCUUGAGCUGUUAGGACGCCCACAUCGAGCAGAUGAAGCCUCAGUCUAUCUCAGUUUGGCCCUCAAAUUGGCCUAUUUCGUCGGCGACAACGACGAUGACAAGGUGGGUGAGGCCAGCAGAUUGGGUAGGCCAGACUUUUGA
Protopolystoma xenopodis is the source of this 288-nucleotide messenger RNA. The record is from the annotation of a GenBank genome assembly. Lineage: Eukaryota; Metazoa; Platyhelminthes; Monogenea; Polystomatidea; Polystomatidae.